AUGCACUAGUCUAUGGUCCGUAAAGAGCUCUAUGAAGAUGAUUAUCUCUUCAAUGAGCAAGAAUUUAAAGAAUUUAGCAUCGUUCGCUCAGAUCCUUACUGGAAAAUAAGAGGCACAGCCUAUGCUUUGAGCUUAAAUAUUUUUGGAACUAAAGAAUAAAUAACAAAAAGAAUUUAAAAUUUGCUUUUUUAAAAUUAUCUCCACAAAAAACCUGAAUCAAAAUCAUUAUAGGAAGUCAGAGAAACAGAUAUCGAAAUUAUAGUCAGAAACCUAAAGUGUUCUUCAAAUCAAUAUGAUAAUAUCACAAAUAAAGAUCUAGUAAUUGGCGAUAUUAAUAUUGAAGAAAAGAUAUUUUAGCAUUAGUAUCCUUGGCAAGUUGUUCCAGAGUUGGCUCGUAUAAAUAAAAAAGCUAUUUACCCAGAUGUAUUUAAAGGAAUGGCUUUAAUGAUGCGUUCCUGUAUGGUAUUUUAUGAUCACUUUAAAGAUGAUGAAGCCUUGACAGCAAUUGUUGCUAUUCCCUAUACUCCUUAAGUUCUUGAGAUUUUAAAUCCUGCUUAAAUAGUAGCUUUGUGCAGAGCUUUAAAUAUGAGAACUCAAUAUGAAGGAAUUAAGAAUUUUGUUGAUGUUGCCAAGCAAAAAUUAUUAGAUAUAUACUACUCAGUAGAUGAUAUAAAUAGGUUACAUGGUAUUACUCCUUGCUAGUCAAUUAGAGAAUGCAGUAAGAUUGCUUCUAUGUACUGUGCCAAUAGUUGCUGCAAACUUUGUUGUCAAGAAUUGCAAAAUAAAAACCCUUGCAUAAUUCAUGAUACAUUUGAUCAAUUUUUAAGAUACAAAAUGAAAUAGCUUUACAAUUUUGAAGAAAGACUUGAUUUUGAAAAGAAUAAGACUCUCAGAAUUUAUUUUAGAAAAUCUCCUAGAAAGCAUGAUGUUGAACAAACUUUCUAACACGAAAAUGUUAAUUGGGGUGAAAUGAAGCUAUACUAUCAUUAUUGUGCUCAAAAAAUCUAAUAUGUUUAUCUUGUUUUUAACUCUGCUGAACAUGCUUAAAGAGUAUAUGCAGAGCGUCACGUCUAUGAACUUAAAUUAGAAAAGUACGAUUGUCAAAUUCAAGCUUUAAGUAGUAGUUUAUGGAAGAAAGUUGAAAAAUACAGUGACCCAGACGCAGUUAUAGCUAUAAUUAAGCCACUUAGCACUCUUGAUCUAGUGACUGAUCUUCCUACAGGCUAAGAAUAUAUUUCUCUUAUUCAUCAAUUAAUCUAAACUAUCACUUAACUUCCUCUCGGUGAUUAUCAAAUAGAAGAAGAUAUUAAUCCAAUUUCUGAAACAAAAGACCACUAGCACAUAUUUGUUAUCCUUCCCAACAAAGAAUAUGUUGAUAGAGUAUAUAAUGCAUAACCAUUUAUGGGAUGCUUAAUUGCCCAUAAAAUCUCACAUAUCUAGCUUUUACCUUUUAAACGUUAUUAACAUAACAUUUGUUUGAUGUGCACAUCUAAAAGAGAACAUAAUUGUUUACAUGACUUGUGCAAGAAUUGCUGCUCUAGAUAGUAAUAUGGUAUGCUUAGAUGUCCUUGUAGUUACAGUGCUAUCUCAGAAAUAGAAGCAAAAAAAGAAGAACUUUACUAAAAGGAUAAAACAAUUAUCAAAGAAAAUAUUUGUGAUAAAUGUUUAAGUGCAAAAGACGCAGAGUGUUCUAAUGGACUUUGCCUUUAGUGCUGUAGAGUUUAGGCAGUUAAAACAAAUUGUCCACUUCAUGAUAUUUCUAAUUAUAGUAGAAAGAUUUUAAGCUCUAAGAAAGAUAACCCACUACAGUUUUCUCGUAAAAUGUUAACAUUUGUAAGUGAAGCUUAAAUUUAAGUUAGAAAUGCUAUGGUGAAUGGUGAUUAUGAUUGGUUUAGACCAAUUUACAACACUCAUGUCAUGUAAGGGAUGAUUAAGGCAAACAGAGAUUUGUAAGAAGUUAAAGAUAGUGGAUCUAUUAUAAGAGGUUUAAACACAAAUAAAAAUAAAAAAGAUGGAAAAAUAUUCACAUAUUAAGCUAAUGAACCAGUUGAAAUAUGGGUCAAUCCUGACUUAAAAGUUGCAGAAGAUAUAAAUAAAAAGGGACUCCCUUAUGUUGAGUAUGCAUAUACUCCAGAAUCUUGCAACACAAAAAGUAGUACUUACAUCAAAAACGGAAUCAAUAAAUACAGAACGUAUAGUGCUGAAGAAUACUAGUAGCAUAUGACUUCACCUUCUUUAGCUAGUUUUAUGAGCUUUGGAUACCAUCUUUUAUUCAUAGGAUUAGAUAGAAAAAAUUUCUCAGUCAAAGAUCUAAUUUAAGAAAUUUAAUAAAAAUUAAGUAUGUAGGUUGGAAAGAUAACAGACUAAAGCAUACUUGUAAUUGAUAAUGAAACUAUUUUAACUGAUGUUUUUACUCAGUCAAUAUUUAUCACAUCAAAGAAUUUAGAUUAGAAUAUGAUUGAUAUAGGUAGAGUAGCAUGUAUUAGAUUUGAAAAUAUUUAUGACGCACUUGCUGUUUUAUGUAAAGAAAAUAUUAAGAUUAGUUUACCUCUAGCUAACAACUAAAAUGGUGAACCUAUUAUUUAUCCUUCAGCAGGCAUGAUUAAAUUCCUUUCAGAAUUUAACUUUAAUAACUUUGUUUAUGAUUAAAAUCAACAACAACUUGUAUCAAAUGCAGGUGUUGCUUUCAAGACUAAAAAUAAAGAAAUUCAAGACUUGAAUAACCAGAUUCAAAACUUAAUUAAAUAUACUCAAUAAGCAAGCAACAAAUAGCAAAAAGGAAACAAAAGAUUUAAUAAUAAAAAAGGUGGUGGACCCUAACCAGGCAAAAAAUUUAAAAAGAAUUGA
Messenger RNA from Tetrahymena thermophila SB210, 2847 nucleotides. RefSeq lists its product as hypothetical. Lineage: Eukaryota; Ciliophora; Oligohymenophorea; Hymenostomatida; Tetrahymenidae. The record is from RefSeq and is a predicted model, not a curated record. The transcript is spliced from 10 exons.